This is a messenger RNA of Esox lucius (northern pike), 1956 nucleotides long. It is a transcript of the gene eno1b, whose product is annotated as enolase 1b, (alpha). The record is from RefSeq and is a predicted model, not a curated record. Gene Ontology annotation, biological process: glycolytic process. Bases 133 to 1434 code for a protein of 433 amino acids. Lineage: Eukaryota; Metazoa; Chordata; Actinopteri; Esociformes; Esocidae. The transcript is spliced from 12 exons. Gene Ontology annotation, molecular function: magnesium ion binding; phosphopyruvate hydratase activity. Gene Ontology annotation, cellular component: phosphopyruvate hydratase complex.
AGCGUAAAUCUCUUAGACACGCCCCCGCCCCCGCCCACAAAACUGAACACGCUUAAAAUCGCCGGCGUAACUAUUGUAAGACUGCCCUUCUUCUCACCUUGGUGUCUCUUUGAAUUUAAAAGAUCAAGCACCAUGUCCAUCCUGAAGAUUCAUGCCCGGGAGAUCUUUGAUUCCCGUGGAAACCCCACUGUGGAGGUGGACCUCUACACUGACAAAGGUCUGUUCAGAGCAGCGGUACCUAGUGGUGCCUCCACUGGAAUCUAUGAAGCCCUGGAGCUAAGGGACAAUGACAAGUCACGCUAUCUUGGCAAAGGGGUUUCAAAAGCUGUGGACCAUAUUAACAAUACACUUGCUCCUGCACUUGUUGAUCAGGAUGUAUCAGUGGUAGAGCAAGAGAAAAUCGAUCAGAUCAUGCUUGACAUGGAUGGAACCGAGAACAAGUCCAAGUUUGGUGCCAAUGCCAUCCUGGGUAUUUCCCUGGCGGUGUGCAAGGCUGGUGCGGCAGAGAAAGGCGUCCCCCUGUACCGUCACAUUGCUGACCUCGCUGGGAACCCGGAGGUCAUCUUGCCUGUGCCGGCCUUCAACGUGAUCAACGGAGGAUCUCAUGCGGGCAACAAGCUGGCCAUGCAGGAGUUCAUGAUCCUGCCAGUGGGGGCCAGCUCCUUCAAGGAGGCCAUGCGUAUUGGGGCGGAGGUCUACCACAACCUGAAGAAUGUCAUCAAGAGCAAAUAUGGCCAGGACGCCACCAAUGUUGGUGACGAGGGCGGCUUUGCUCCGAACAUCUUGGAGAACAAGGAAGCUCUAGAGCUAAUUAAAGAGGCCAUCAGCAAAGCGGGGUACACCGAAGAGGUGGUGAUCGGUAUGGAUGUGGCAGCCUCUGAAUUCUAUAGGGACGGGAAAUACGAUUUAGACUUCAAGUCCGCUGAUGACCCAGAGCGUUACAUCACUCCCGAUGAGCUGGCUGACCUCUACAAGAGCUUCUGCAAGGAUUACCCAGUGCUGUCCAUUGAGGACCCCUUUGACCAGGAUGACUGGGAAGCAUGGUCCAGCUUCACUGGCAGCACCGAUAUCCAAGUGGUGGGAGAUGACCUGACUGUGACCAACCCCAAACGCAUUGCCAAGGCUGUUGAGGACAAGGCCUGCAACUGCCUGCUGCUGAAGGUCAACCAGAUCGGCUCGGUGACCGAGUCUCUGGCUGCGUGCAAAAUGGCCCAGUCCAGUGGCUGGGGAGUCAUGGUUAGCCAUCGCUCUGGGGAGACUGAGGACACCUUCAUUGCAGAUCUGGUAGUAGGCCUGUGCACUGGACAGAUUAAGACUGGUGCUCCAUGCCGCUCUGAGCGUCUGGCCAAGUACAACCAGAUUCUCCGAAUUGAAGAGGAAUUGGGAGACAAGGCUGUGUUUGCUGGGAAGAACUUCAGGAACCCUCUGGCUUAAGUGAAAUGGUCAAAUCUACAUAGUUGCAUGCACACAAGUUUAGUAAGCAUUCUUUCAAACUUUUGCUGUCUGAAAACCUCUUUUCCAAAAUGGACACUUUUUUCAGAAAAUAUAAAACGGUUUCAUAUUCUCCCAUUAACUGAUGCACAACUGUGAAAUUGAGUUUCCUCAGAGUGACAAAAUGCUAAAGAAUGCUUAGAGAAUAAACUGUGACACAUAGUUAUUGGCAGCUAGACAGAAACAUUCAAAGUUACAGUCCAAGACUUGUACAUUCCCUAGUCUACCACUGUUUUAGGUGAACAAAUGUGACAGUGGACACCAUAGUUAGAUGUCUGGCGGGGGGGGGGGGGGGGGGGGCACAUACACUUUAGUAGUAAGUUGCAAUAAUUGUCUUCCACUGAAAUCUGUUUAAAUAUAGAACAAAAUCAUCAUUAUUUAUGAACAAUCAAUGCAAUGGAUUGGGAAAUUAUAAAGGCAUACCUCUGGCUGUAAAGUGAAUAAACACAUUUGCUUGGAACUGAA